AUGCUGUCGCGUAUAUUUUUCAAUUCGGUGCGACACGGCGACAGACAAAACGAUGGCGAUGGUGAUGGCGACGAUGAUGAUGCGCGCAACAGCGGCUGCGCGCUGCUCGGUGGCCGCUACAAGCACACGCCGUACAGCAGUGGCGGUAACAGCAGCAGCAGCAGCAGCAGCAGCAGUGCCACGGCGGCUGCUGCUGGCACGCACGACUGCGUCAGCACUGUCGUCAACACUGACAGCAACUGGUCUUGGCAGCAGCAGAAGAAUAAGGCCAAGCAGCUGCGCCUUGCCGCGCACACCUCAGCAAACCACAACGACAACAAAGGCCAGGCACUCAAUGAGGGAACGCCAUUGGAGGGUACAUAUGCCGUCGUUUUUACGUGCAACAAGUGUGGUAACCGAGGAAGCAAGACCUUCUCCAAACAGGCCUACCACAACGGGGUUGUGAUUGUCAAUUGUCCAGGGUGUGAUGCAAAGCAUCUCAUUGCAGACAACCUCGGCUGGUUCAAAGGCAUCGGCGGUGGCAAGAACAUCGAGGAGAUGCUCAAGAGCAAAGGAGAGAGCGUGCGGAAGCAGGAGCACGACGGCGUUGUGGAAGUGACGGCACAGGAUCUCCAGCUUGCCAUUGAGGCAAAGAAGACACGCGAAGCACACGACAAGAACAAGACACAGACAAACGCAGCAACAACAGCAGCAGCCACGCCAGGCCACGACAAGUGA
Messenger RNA from Salpingoeca rosetta, 717 nucleotides. RefSeq names its product DNL zinc finger family protein. Lineage: Eukaryota; Choanoflagellata; Craspedida; Salpingoecidae. Gene Ontology annotation, biological process: protein import into mitochondrial matrix; protein stabilization; protein folding. The coding region runs from base 1 to 717 and encodes 238 amino acids. Gene Ontology annotation, molecular function: zinc ion binding; protein-folding chaperone binding. Gene Ontology annotation, cellular component: mitochondrion. The transcript is spliced from 4 exons. The record is from RefSeq and is a predicted model, not a curated record.